Messenger RNA from Oreochromis niloticus (Nile tilapia), 2337 nucleotides. RefSeq names its product family with sequence similarity 83 member D (gene sack1d). Gene Ontology annotation, cellular component: mitotic spindle pole; cytosol. The record is from RefSeq and is a predicted model, not a curated record. The coding region runs from base 217 to 1863 and encodes 548 amino acids. Gene Ontology annotation, molecular function: protein kinase binding. Gene Ontology annotation, biological process: signal transduction; regulation of TOR signaling; regulation of ERK1 and ERK2 cascade. NCBI's taxonomy places the organism in Eukaryota, Metazoa, Chordata, Actinopteri, Cichliformes, Cichlidae. The transcript is spliced from 4 exons.
AAUGAGCCAAUGAGACAACCUUUACAUUACACUGACAGCCUGGCUCGGCGAGUCUGGUGACGCCGCUCUGGUUUGACAACCACCGCGCAGCCAAUGCGGAUCCACGUCGAGCACGAACGGAGGGAAGCAACAAAAUACAAAUUUCCUUCCUGCAGGUCAAAGCGUUACCUGCCCGCUGCUGUGUGUUUCAGGUAAAAGGAAGCGGGAGACGCGGUGAUGGCCCUGUCUCAGUGCCUGGACGACUCACCUCUGAGGUUUGGUCCAAAACCUCGCGGGACAGACGAGCUGAACCUACAGGAAGUGUACAAUGAGAGGCACCGGCUGGCUCUGGAGGAGCUGCUGUCCGGGGGUCUUGAUAACUUUCUGGACUUUCUCGUGAGAGAGAGGAUUCCCAACUUUCUGUCGGACGAUGAGAUCCAACAGAUCAGGAGCGCCGCCGUGCCACCGCGGUGCUCGUCUUUCCACGGGGAGGAACAGGCGCUCGAGCAGUCGCUCAGUAGCACCCUCGACUGCUCCUCGGUUACUUAUUUCCCAGAGGUGUCAGACGUGGAGCCGCCGCUCCUGGAGCUCGGAUGGCCCGCCUUCACAGCGGGCUCCUACCGGGGAGUGACGCGGGCCGUGGCGCACUUCCAGCCCAGCUACGGCGAAUGCAUUUACAGCUGCAAGGAGGCUGCAAGGCGCAUGAUUAAAAGUGCCAGAGAGGUGAUUGCCAUAGUUACAGACUCCCUGACAGACCUGGAUAUCUUUAAGGACCUUCAGGAGGCCUGCUCCCAGCGCAGAGUCCCUGUCUACAUCCUGCUGGACCAGUCGUGCGCGCCCGCUUUCCUCAAGAUGUGCAAAAAUGUCAACGUUCGCCUGGAUGACCUUCGGCAAAUGAGGGUGCGAACUAUAACCGGCACAACUUAUUACAUGAGAUCCGGAGCGAGGAUUACGGGUAAAGUUCACGAGAGGUUCAUGCUGGUUGAUGGAAACAGAGUGGCUACAGGUUCGUACAGGUUCAACUGGACUGAUGGCAAACUAAACAGCAGCAACCUGAUUGAGCUUUCUGGUCAGAUAACGGAGAAAUUUGACGAGGAGUUUCGUAUCCUAUAUGCCCAGUCUCUACCCAUAAACACUCACGGACCUCCAAGUGUCCGCAACAGCGGCAUCUUUGAGCACCUCAAACACUCAGUUGCUUCCUCCCCUCACCUGCGUAGUGAGAGGCCAGCGUGUCUGACAAGCACGCCCAGCCGUAAGCCACAAACGCUAGCACUGCAGCUACCUUGUGACCCCGCAUCUCCACAUAAAGCCAGCCCGGAGUCUGACACUUCGACUCUAAACGACGACUGGAUGGAGCGGCAGCACGUUCAGGAGGAGAUCCUUGCUGGCAGCACGACUCCGCAUUUCUCUGCAGAGCAGCAGGCGGAAAAAGAGACAGAGACCCCCAGCACCUGCCACGUGUCGACUCAGACGAAGCGGUCGGUGACGGAGGCUGAAAGCCAGACCGACCUGCAGCUCCCACAGCAUCUCAGCAUCAUUACUCAAAUAAGCACAGGGCCGAGCCAGGACACCUCUCCCCACUUGGUGUCUUCCAGACAGCCCGUGCCCACCCAGGCAGCUCCAGACACCACUUUAAAGGACUGCUUCCGCAAGCUGACCAAAGAGCGCCAGCACCACUACACAACCAUCCGCUCCAAGCUGGAACACAUGGUGACCGCCCUGUCCGAGAGGCGGGAGCUGGUGGACGUCACCAACGUGACUCAGGGGCUUGGCGCUCGUGGCAGUCAGAGGAUACACAAAGACUGUGUGCAGGAACCCAAUCCCAGAAUGCCUGCUGACAGUGCGGGCACGGGAACAUGGCCAAGAGCCAGAUGUGUACACUAGUUUGUCUUCGGGGAUUUUAGUAGUGGUGGGUAGUGGAGGGAAAUGUUACAAAGUUUCUCUGUUCUAAAUAAAUCAUGUUGGCUUAUGUAGGAGAAUUUCAGCUUUAUUCUCUUUGUCUAAUUUUCAGUGCCCACUUUUUUCUCUUUCUUUUCAUCCUUUGUCCUUCACAUGUUGAAACAAUCCUUUCCAAAGAGGUAACAGACCUGCAACUGACAUCCACGUUGCAGAAAUUCUAACCAAAGACAACGUAAUAAGCAUGUCUUACUGUGAACAUUGUAACACUAAGCUGGUUAAAAUGGAGUCAUAUCUGCUGAAGUGUGAGAGAAAACGAAUCUAAGCACUGUUUUUGUUUUUUUGUUUUUUGGGGGGGGGGUUUUGUUUUUUAAACUCAAAUUUGUCUGCUGUAGUUACAUUGGAACAUGAUCCCGAGGAGCAGCUGUGCCUUGCAGAUAAAUAAAGUAGUAUUUUGCUGUA